AUGCCCUCCCUCAAAUCCAUCAUCCUAAUCCUCGCUCUCGGCGCCCUGACUACCGCAACCCUCAAACCGGCUACUUCCAACACCAAGGGAAAAUGUCCAGCUAGCAUUAAAUGCUCUGCGGCCAAAUCCUCAACCACCAUCCAAGCAGCCGAAUGCUCCCACAACACCCGAACAUCCAAAACCCAAACCUUCGCAGUCUUCAAAAUAGACCACCAAUACGACUCCUCCCACGGCGCCCCCUACGGUACCUGCGAAGCAUACACCUGCACCGCGCCUACGAAUUCCGAUCUCACUGAUCUGGAUGAGGAUUGUUGGGUGUUUUUCUGGAAUUCGAAUGGCGAGGACGAGGGCACUGGAACGGGCUGUAUUCGGAGCCCGGAUGAUGGGAGCUGUGGGUGUGAGAAUUCGGAUGGGACGUUUGUUGCGGGGAGCUCGAGUUGUUCUUAG
This is a messenger RNA of Aspergillus chevalieri, 447 nucleotides long. RefSeq lists its product as uncharacterized. Bases 1 to 447 code for a protein of 148 amino acids. The record is from RefSeq and is a predicted model, not a curated record. The transcript has 4 exons. Lineage: Eukaryota; Fungi; Ascomycota; Eurotiomycetes; Eurotiales; Aspergillaceae.